Messenger RNA from Bombina bombina (fire-bellied toad), 555 nucleotides. Its product is annotated as ATP-dependent Clp protease ATP-binding subunit clpX-like, mitochondrial. Gene Ontology annotation, biological process: proteolysis; protein catabolic process. Gene Ontology annotation, molecular function: ATP binding; ATP hydrolysis activity. NCBI's taxonomy places the organism in Eukaryota, Metazoa, Chordata, Amphibia, Anura, Bombinatoridae. Gene Ontology annotation, cellular component: mitochondrial matrix. The transcript is spliced from 4 exons. The record is from RefSeq and is a predicted model, not a curated record. The annotation marks the transcript as partial.
UCUUUUAUUAACAUUUUUUUUGUUUGUUGUAAGCAAUAAGCUCAUUGUUUUUCCUGUCACUGUUUAAAUCCCCUUUCUGUAGAGUUAGAAAUAAGAAGACGAGAGGAUGAGUACAGAUUCACAAAGCUGCUUCAGAUUGCCGGGAUCAGUCCUCAUGGUAAUGCAUUAGGUGCAUCCAUGCAGCAACAAGUAAACCAACAGUUGCCUCAGGAGAAGCGAGGAGGCGAUGUGCUCGAUUCUAACCAUGAUGACAUCAAGCUGGAGAAAAGCAACAUCUUAUUGCUGGGACCUACUGGCUCUGGUAAAACACUUCUAGCACAAACAUUAGCAAAAUGUUUGGAUGUGCCCUUUGCUAUAUGUGACUGUACCACCCUAACCCAAGCUGGCUAUGUGGGAGAGGACAUUGAAUCUGUAGUUGCCAAACUGCUUCAGGAUGCAAACUAUAAUGUAGAAAAGGCACAACAAGGGAUUGUAUUCUUAGAUGAAGUUGAUAAAAUAGGCAGUGUUCCUGGCAUCCAUCAACUUAGAGAUGUUGGAGGAGAAGGUGUACAGCAG